This is a messenger RNA of Candidozyma haemuli, 909 nucleotides long. RefSeq lists its product as uncharacterized. The coding region runs from base 1 to 909 and encodes 302 amino acids. Lineage: Eukaryota; Fungi; Ascomycota; Pichiomycetes; Serinales; Metschnikowiaceae. The transcript has a single exon. The record is from RefSeq and is a predicted model, not a curated record.
AUGUCAGCAGUGCAAGAGAGCUUCGAAACGCUCUCUGUAAGGUCAAUGGAUCUGGAAGAACGGGAUUCAUGGACGGCCCAGCUGGAGGCCAUCAAUAGCGAAAUCCAGGACAUUUUGGUCGAUGUGCUUGUGGUGUUUCUGCAGCUUCCCGAGCUCACUACGAGCCUGAAUGCCAUUGAAGCUUGGGCCGCUGCUUUUGAACAGCUCUUCGAGCUUGUGCCGGGUUUAAAGCCUGUUUUCGAUAUGGCGCCGCUGGACGACGCCGAAAUGAGGUUUGAAGGCCGUCCUGGCAGGUUCUACCUGCCCAUUGAAGAGGAAUACUUCCUUGCGACGUUUUUCCAGGAUUUCUGGGAGAUGUUGGUCAGUACGGCGAAAUUGGGUGACUUGGCCGUGGGCAGUGCCCUUGCCGACCCGAGAGACGACCUGAUUAAUGUGUAUGAAUAUGUUAAGGAACGGAAAAAUGGUGCUCCUCGCAGACGCUCCAGAAGAGAGUCUUCGUUCCGUGAAGGUUCGUCUCUUCCAUUUACGAAAAACGAAGUCAAACAUGCCAGUGACGAUUCGGCCUCGCUGGAUCUCGAGGACCACUUAUCCUUUUUGGCAGAUGCCGCUUCGAAAGCUGAUUCGCCUUUUGAUAAACUCUUGCACACCGCCGAAGCCAUCAACAAAAACUCUGAAAGUCCAGUGAGCCGGUUUUUCCUGACUUUCAAACGCCAGGAGUUUGUGGCCUUGUAUGGGUCUGUUCGUGGAACUCCUUCGGCACAGGUUUUAUUGGAUGUGUUGACGAAAUACUAUAAGGAGUUUCAAGCAGAGCCACAUUUGUUUAAUGCUCCUGACUCCGGAACGUUUUUAAAAGAUCUCCAGCGGGCGCUGAAGCGGGACGAUGGGCGCUCGUCGUCGGUGACUAAAUAG